UUUCUCCCCCUCAGUGAACGUGGUGGAUUUCUGUGGCCAGACGAUUCGUAGAGAUGGCAUGAUCGUCAACUCACACGCUGAAUCCAAGAAGUACUACUUUGUGACCAUGGGGACUGACUGCCAAAUCACCAUGCAGGCUUCAUCCCCCAAAGACAAGGUUCAGUUUUACUUCCGCUUCUUCCUUGUCUACAGCUUGCUUCGAGUGACACCUCUAGAUCCCACCCCUUUGUUCCCAGAGUCCCCUCCAAGCUAUGUUCCUCUUAACCCCACACUAGAGUCCGGUUCUGGCCAGUUCCCAGGGGACCCGUGUCAUGCCGGCUCAUUUGUUCAGUUUUAUGAUGGGCGAGACAGGAGCUCACCGCCUCUUGGACUUCCCCUGUGUGGAAAGAGUCCCCCCCGCCCAGUACUCUCAACAGGAAACUAUCUGACCCUACGGCUGGUGACCCGAGGAAACCAACCCAGAGUCGACUUUGUGGGAGACUUCACCUCUUUCAGACUAGGUUUCAACCAAUCACAGUGCAGCACUGAGCCCUACUUCAUCUGUAGGAAUGGGAAGUGUAUCCCUGUCAGUCUGGUGUGCGAUGAGCAGGGCAUUGACAACUGUGGAGAUGGAAGUGACCUGACCUCAGGGUGCAAAGCAGAUCAACCCCCCCGUCCAGAUGCUUCACCAUCAGUAGCAACUCCACCACACGCUGUGGUAAAACCAUCCACUGGGGCAGUUUCCCCUCACGUGAACUGUGACGUACCGGACAGCACACCCAGACACAAGUCAGUCAGAGAUCCUCCAGGCUCAGUGACCCUGUUGGUUCUUUACGUCAUCCUGGGUGUGGCAGCCAGCGCCAUUGUCCUGUGCUGGUGCUGUUGGUCCCCUGGCUGGUUCCUGUGGCGUGUCAGCGCCUGCCGCUUUUUGCCUUACUGUAACUCAGCCUGUGCCUCAUGCCAGUUCUGCGCCCGCAACAGCAGCACCAACAAAGAGCACCGAGUGGCAAAAGUCACCCCACAUGCACCAAUAAAUGGAACCCCAGUGAGCACGGCGGCAACCAACAAUAGUCCAGAGGAAAACGUUCUGCCUGUGGCUGUUUGA
Thalassophryne amazonica is the source of this 1084-nucleotide messenger RNA. It is a transcript of the gene ldlrad2, whose product is annotated as low density lipoprotein receptor class A domain containing 2. The coding region runs from base 59 to 1084 and encodes 341 amino acids. NCBI's taxonomy places the organism in Eukaryota, Metazoa, Chordata, Actinopteri, Batrachoidiformes, Batrachoididae. Gene Ontology annotation, molecular function: protein binding. The record is from RefSeq and is a predicted model, not a curated record. The transcript is spliced from 4 exons.